Messenger RNA from Theobroma cacao (cacao), 1598 nucleotides. RefSeq names its product acyl-CoA-binding domain-containing protein 2-like. Gene Ontology annotation, molecular function: protein binding; fatty-acyl-CoA binding. The record is from RefSeq and is a predicted model, not a curated record. NCBI's taxonomy places the organism in Eukaryota, Viridiplantae, Streptophyta, Magnoliopsida, Malvales, Malvaceae.
UCCUGUUAAAACUACUAAAAAGAGGUCCCCCAGCCCAAAAGGAACAUAAGUAAAAAAUAUAAAGAAAGCUAAAAAAAGAAAAAGAAAAUUAUUUUCUUCAAUCUUCAAAAGGUUUAUAGGGUUUUAGUUUAACUCCGAUGACAAGAUGAUCCAUUUCUAGGCUUUCAUUUCCCUACGCUUUUGUCCGUACAAUCACUCUCAAAUUUUAGGGUUAGGGUUUUUAAUUUUUACUUGAGAAUAUCUUGGUGGAUUCCAUGGCUGACUGGCAACAGCUUUUGCAAUCAAUACUCAUAGGUCUUCUCUUCUCUUAUCUCCUCGCUAAGUUAAUCUCCUUAGUCGUUUCUUUCAAAGAAGAUAACCUUUCAAUUGCCCGAGCCCGAACAGCCCAUGUCCAAGCCCACAACAAACUCGACUCGGGUUCCGAAUCCGACCCGCAUGUCCGCACUGAUUUCGGGGGACCGCACGACGCGGAUUCGGUGAUCGCCGAAGUGGGAAGUGUUAGGAACGAGAGUGAUGGUGGUGAUGACGAUGGUGAUGAUGAUGACGACGAUGACGAUUGGGAAGGGGUGGAGUGUACGGAGCUGGAUGAGGCGUUUAGUGCAGCGACGGCGUUCGUGGCGGCGGCAGCGGCGGAUCGGUUGUCGCAGAAGGUGUCGAGUGAGGUGCAGUUGCAGCUUUACGGUUUGUACAAAAUUGCCACUGAAGGUCCUUGCACUGCUCCUCAGCCUUCUGCUUUGAAAAUGACGGCUCGUGCUAAGUGGCAAGCAUGGCACAAAUUGGGUGCUAUGCCUCCAGAAGAAGCAAUGCAGAAAUACAUUGACAUCGUUACAGAGCUAUAUCCAACUUGGGCUGCUGGUUCAGCUAUGAAGAGCAAAGGUGGGGCUGAAAAUGCUGCAAGUAGAGAUGCCAGAGGACCAAUGGGACCAGUUUUCAGCUCUUUUGUGUAUGAAGAGGAAUCUGGAAAUGAGUUGAAAAUGGAUGCUAUUCAUGCUUUUGCUAGAGAAGGAGAACUGGAUAAUUUGCUUAAAUGCAUUGAAAGUGAUGUUUCUGUGAAUUUGCGAGAUAGUGAAGGCAGGACCCCAUUGCAUUGGGCUGUAGACCGUGGCCAUUUUAAAAUUACGGAAGCACUUGUUAGCAGGAAUGCUGAUGUGAAUGCUAAGGACAAUGAAGGCCAAACCCCCUUGCAUUACGCUGUUGUGUGUGAGAGGGAAGACAUUGCUGAAUUUCUUGUGAAACAAAAUGCAGACAAAGAUAUGGAGGACGAUGAUGGCAACUCUCCAGUUGACCUGUGUGCGUUGGAUUGGCCUUGGUUGCAAUGUGCAGGCAAAGCCGAUUAACCUAUGGGUUAUGCUGAGUUUGCUUUCAGUUAAAAUAGUUCUUGACAAAUUACUCAUGGAUGUAUAUGGCUAUAAACAACCUUUUGUUCUUUUUCCAUAGUUAUAUGCUAAUGUGGGGCACUAUGUUGUUCAUUUAUUGCCCUCAUCUUCUUAAUUACUGCUCCCUCUUUCUCCCUAAUUAUAUUGAAGAGAAUAUUUAGCCAGUGAAAUGAAUUCAAAUGCUUUCUUUUGAAGGUGGUAAAAAAGAGAGAGGUUUAUUCA